Messenger RNA from Zophobas morio, 3819 nucleotides. Its product is annotated as D-glucuronyl C5-epimerase B. Gene Ontology annotation, biological process: heparan sulfate proteoglycan biosynthetic process. Bases 135 to 1925 code for a protein of 596 amino acids. Gene Ontology annotation, cellular component: Golgi apparatus. NCBI's taxonomy places the organism in Eukaryota, Metazoa, Arthropoda, Insecta, Coleoptera, Tenebrionidae. Gene Ontology annotation, molecular function: heparosan-N-sulfate-glucuronate 5-epimerase activity. The transcript is spliced from 4 exons. The record is from RefSeq and is a predicted model, not a curated record.
GCUGACAGCUGACAGUCGCCGCGGCAACUGACGUUUGUGCACGCAAAUAAUAAACCCGAAGACCUCACGUUUCCUCGAAAAGCCAACGGAAGCCAGCGUCUAAACCCAAAACCGCCUUAAAAUGUGAAAAACUGAUGAGCAGCCUACCAAAACCGUGUGGCUCGGUGGCAAGCCAAAAAAUCUACCACAGCACCAAGGACCCCCCUUUGUUUUUUAUUAUGAUGCGCUUGAACGUAAAAGUAGCCCUACUUUUUCUAACGACAAUCGGAUUUUUCACUAUUUUGAUUCUGUGGUCGGUGUGCGGUAAAGAAGCGAAAAGUUUGCAAGAUUGGAGGAGACGCGGAAGGUACAGUUUGGACAAGCUGGUGGAGCUUCAGGGGGCCGAAGAGAUCGACUGCGACAUCAACGGGGAGUAUGUGAUAGGGUGCCGAAAAGAAGGGGAUGAAGUGUACUUGCCAUUUUCUUUCUUGCAUAAGUAUUUCGAGGUUUAUGGGAAACUAGCGACGUACGACGGUUUGGAGAGGUUCGAGUGGUCGCAUAGUUAUAGUAAGGUGUAUCAUCCAAAGGGGAAGUAUGAUCCGAGGGGGGUUUUUAUGUAUUUUGAGAAUUACAAUGUGGAAGUUCGGGACAGGGUGAAAUGUGUUAGUGCUGUAGAAGGGGUUCCUAUAUCGACGCAAUGGGAGAGUCAGGGUUACUAUUAUCCAACGCAAAUUGCCCAGUUUGGGUUGUCUCAUUAUAGCAAGAAUCUCACGGAACCGGAACCUAGAAAAAAACUGAUCGAAGACGGCGAGAAAGAAUUGGCAAAGUGGGUGAUUCCCCAUCCUGGCAUCAUCGAAAGGGUCUAUGACAAGUCAGUCGGGAGCAAAGUAUUGAAGUUUAAAACCGGCGAUCUGUAUUUGGAUGCCAUUCAACUCAAAAUGGAGCACGUACUAGAUUUCAUUAUGUCUCUUAAUAUAGCACUCAGCGGCAACAGUAGUUUUAGCAUUGUUUUACAAAAUAGGGAGACUAGAGACAUUUAUAAUUUACACUAUAUCACGUCUGACAUACUUAUAACAGUCCAGGAUAACAACGUGUAUCACGGACUUGGCUUGACUCAAGAAUGGAAAAAAGUCACUCGCGAUCUCAUAGUCGACUUACAAAAAGGCUUAAACUACCUUGACAAGGAGAAAUCCAAGCAUAAAAUUCCUAGAUCCAAGUUAAAAAUAAUCGCGAUGUCUUUGAGGGGUUAUGGUGCCAUCGACAAUCUCACUCUGUCUUCUUCAGAGCACAUACAACAGUUUUACGACGCCGCUGAAUGGUUUGUGAGACACCAAGAUCCAGAAACCGGUGGGUGGUCUAUUCCAGUCAAAAGAAAAUUGGCUUCGGGUUUCCACGACUUACAAGCAGGUUGGUACUCCGCCAUGGGCCAAGGCCACGCCAUCUCCGUGUUAUCUCGCGCCUACCACCACUCGGGUGGCGACAUUCGCUACCUGAACGCCGCUCUUGCCGGCCUCAAGCCUUUCCAAGUCUCCAGCCACAAGGGCGGAGUGUUGGCCACGUUCCUCAACAAGUACCACUGGUACGAAGAGUACCCCACCAAACCGGCGUCCUUCGUUCUCAACGGCUUCAUCUAUUCCCUGCUCGGCUUGUAUGACCUGAUGACUAUAGCGCCGCCCGGUCAAGCCGACGAAGCCGAGUUCCUCUUCAGGGAAGGGAUGAUUUCGUUGAAGGGGAUGCUCUUGUUCUACGACAUGGGGAGCGUGACGUCGUACGACCUGCGACACAUUACGCUAGGCGUCGCUCCGAAUCUGGCAAGGUGGGACUACCACGCCACUCAUAUCAAUCAGUUGUUGUUGUUAAGUACUAUCGAGAACGAGCCGUUGUUUGUUCAGACGGCCGAGCGCUGGAUCGCGUACAUGGCGGGGAAGAGGGCGGCGCAUAAUUGAAGGGGAGGGGCUCACGACGGUUGUAAGGAUGUGCAGCGGAUGUCAGGCGUGCGAUGGGGGUGUGGCAGCUUUUUGCGGUAGUCGUAGUCGGAAAGGGAGUCUGCCCCGGUAGCUUUUCGUUUUAAAUUGCAGAUAUAUUUUAAUUUGGAAUGAAUGACAAUCCUGAAGGCGGCAGCUUAAAGGAAAGGGGCGGGAUUUAUGACCAAUCGGAACGUUGGCUCCCAACAGCUAAUAACUUGUGUGAUAUUGUCCAGUUGACAAGGGAAUUGUGCUUUAAAGUGCCAUAUUUAAUAUGAUUUAAGUUGAUUCACCCAGCACACUCAAAACGCCUGACAUCCUUAAAAAUCUUGUUAUCCAGUGACGGCGCCUUGGAAAUCCUACUGUGAUUCCUAAACGACGUCAAAGAUGUUGUAGGAAUUCAUAUUUCUCGAAUCUAAAUUACUUUUUAGUAAACAUAAACGUCUCAGAUUUUAAAAAUUUGACAACUCAUCCCCAACAUUCCACAAAUGAAAAUUAUAACCUCUUCGUCCCUUUUCUCUAAACCUGGCGCCGCCGCUGGUCGUACCUACUCAUGUUGCAUUUAGUUGUUUUCUGGCGUCUGUGACGUCGGUGUAGAAGGGCUGCGAUUGUUUAUUGUUCAAAGGACCAAAUUAGCUUCUUCAGAGUUUAUUUUCGUUGUUUAUUAAUAGGUUUCUUUCUAAGAAUUGUAUACCAAACGUUUUAGACGUAUUUCUAUGUAGCUACCUUUUUCGUAGUUGUAGUAGCAGCAACGGCGUUGUGAUUGUUCGAUGUAAGCCCCGCCCGACGACCUUGACUGUCGAUCGGUUCGGCAAAAAGAGGCGGAGCGGAGCCGAAAUUGUAAGCACGGUAUACAUUUAGACUCGUAUAAGUAUGGUUCUCAGUUAGGAAAACCCGCGAAAGGGGACUUCGGACAGCCAAAUUAGUCGUUCGAAGUGUUUUUGUACAUUUUUACCAAUUUCAUACUGUUUAGAAGUUUUAGGUUUGUGCGGCCGAAUCCAUUUACAUUUUUCAAAGUAGCUCAAACUGGGCGCAACAUAAAAACGACUGACAAUCCUAGAGUUAAAGAUAAAUCUCAAAAUUCCAUGCGGUCGCAUAAAUUUGAAACGGACGCGGAAAUGACAUUCAGAUUUGUAAAGUUCGUCGUCGUAUUUUCGUUAUGUUGUGUCGAAAUGUCGGAUUUUACGAAGUCUGUUGUCGAUCAGUAGGUCGAGUAUCUUCAAAGACUAAUAGUUGCGAGAGAAUAGGAGUCAAUUAUAGGUUGUAGUAAAUAAAAGUGUACAUUAAAACGGGAUUUUUGUACAUAUUCAUGAUGUUGCUGCAAUCAUAACAUUUAAUGUUAGGCGAGGCGUAGCGAUUUAUAAAUCUUUUACAGUGUAUAACGCAACUUAAUCUAUUCGAAAAGAGCUUACUAGUUUACCUCAGCAGUACCUAAAGCUAUGUAGUUGAUAUACCUGUCCAAGACAGACCUGCGAUCCGUCCUGGACAGACUAUACUUCCAAAUGUCCUGCCUAAACCACAAAGUAUAUAACAUGUGUUCAUGAAAACAGCACUAAUGUAAUCAGUUUGGUCGUUUCCGCGGCCGAGGUAUACUUUCUCAACGUAAUUUGAAUUUUGCCGUCCCCCUUAACCAAGGCUUCUUUUUACCUUAUUUCGAAAGCCUAAGUUAAGUAGCCGAUGUGAUAUUAUUUACGUACCAAACUGUACUUAAUUUUUUCUUUUAACUAAUCGGGGCACUGCCAAUUGUUUAUAAUCUAUAAGCGGCCACUUUCUCGCUUCCGAAGCGACGAAAUGGCUCUCUUCGAUGUUCGAAUAUUGGAUCCAAAAUUAAGUGACUGGGACAAUAACACUUAGGGAAAUAUACUAACCUAAACAA